Molecule: messenger RNA, 900 nt
Organism: Cuscuta epithymum
Lineage: Eukaryota; Viridiplantae; Streptophyta; Magnoliopsida; Solanales; Convolvulaceae
Source: the annotation of a GenBank genome assembly
GCCGCCCAAGCCCCGUUGCACAACAUCUUUACAGAGUGUUAUUUCCUCUUUCCUUCUUUCUUUUCUCCACCCCAAUCUAAAGAAGCUUGCCAUUUAUUCAUCUCCGGAACUUCAGCAAGUACAGAGGAGGACGGGUGCUGAAAACGACGUGGACCAUGGGUGCUGACACUUGCCUCAGAUGAUCAUAUCUUCUUCUCCGAUGCGGGGCAUGCCGACGAAGUUAUGCACUAGCUCACCGCUCAUCAGUCUUCUUCUUCUCCAUCCGUCUGGUUCUAUUCAAUUCGUUGCUUUGUUGCAAAACUAGUUGGCACCGACAUGAUGGCUGCUGUGAUGUCGCCGGGAAACGGAAGGAUGACUGCUGCGAUUUUGUCACAGGUCUUGGGCUAUCUUCCACAUGUUUACGGGUGAGUUCACCAAUGAAAGGAAUGGUCAGUGUUGUGACUAUGGUGGGGUGGCAAAAGAAGAGAGGAAAAAUAGGUCUUGGGUUUGCCGGUUGGGUGCUUCGCCGAAGAAGAAAGUAACGAGAGAAGAAAGAAAGAGUUGUAGGGAUGAGAUGAAAGAAAAGGAGAAAAAAAAGGAAAAGAAAAUCAAAAAUAAAAAAAUGCCACUGAUAGAGUAUAUGGGCCUGGACCCCAUGGCCCACAUACUCAACGGCCCAAAAGACACCAGCGGGACACCCGCAUCGGCCAGAGGCACGUAGCGUCCAAGAAAGAAGAUAUCGCCUGAUUUAUUUGGACGGCAUCGUCCAUGGACCGCAUCGUCCGUGGACCGCAUCGUCCGAACUUCGCCCGGACAGAAUGUAUUUUCCUAUUUUAUGUACUAAGUGUUGUACUCAGCCCAUUAGUGGCCCUAUUUUCCCAAAGAAGGCAUGGUUAUUGUAAUGGGCCUCCUAAGCCCAAG